Molecule: messenger RNA, 1995 nt
Organism: Chrysoperla carnea
Lineage: Eukaryota; Metazoa; Arthropoda; Insecta; Neuroptera; Chrysopidae
Product: required for meiotic nuclear division protein 1 homolog
Exons: 4
Coding region: 62-1213 (383 amino acids)
Biological process (GO): positive regulation of mitochondrial translation
Source: RefSeq, a predicted model, not a curated record
UUAUUAAAGAAAGUACUUAAAGAUUAUUUAUUUAGAAAGGUUUUUAAGGCUAAGCGAUAAAAUGAAUUUUACAUUUUUAAGUAUUACACGAAAUAUGUUAACGCAGAUUACUAAAGUAACAGCCCACGAUGCUAGAUUAUUAUUUCAUUUUAAGUUGAAUUACAGCACUUUUAAAUCUCCUUCUGCAUUCAAAUCCAAGAAUACGCCAAAUACUCUUAAUAUAUUCAAAUCAAAAUUGUCUUCAAUGAAAGGAAUACACGAGAACAUUUCAGCAUUACAAAUGAAAAAACGACCAAUUCGUAAAAAACGUACAGCUUUGGAAGAUGAUGAACCAAAACCACCUGGUGUAUUUUCUGUAGUAGCUUUUGCUACUGCAGAAGAAUAUAAAUUAGAACCAUUAUUCCAAGGAUUGAUUAAACAAGAUUUAUAUGAACCGAAAAUAUUUGCAAAUCGAAACGAUUCGGAAAUUAAUGUUAUACAUGCUACAGCUAAGUAUCAAGUUGAAGAUGAACCACGUGAAAUAUUUUUCUUUAGGGAAGGUACGAUUGUGUUAUGGAAUGUUGGGGAACUAGAAAGUAGUAACUUGUUAAAUUUAAUUAAAUCUUAUGAACAAGAUCGGUAUGGAGAGUUACUUGUGCAGCAAGAGGCAGAAAUUAUGGAUUAUAGAUAUGUUCCAGAUAAUAGGCCAUGCUAUAUAGAAAAUGGUGAUUUUAUUUUAAUAAAAGAUAAGGAAGGUGAAACUUUAUCAAAUGAAAAAUAUGCAUUUUCCAAUGCAAUGGCAUUAUCAGUGAAAUUAGGUAUGUGGGAAGCAUCAUUGGACCGUUAUGUAGAAUCAAUUGCAUUUGUAACAGAAGAUUUGAAAAGGGGUAAUAAAAUUUCAAUGACACAAGAUGACGUAUUACGCAAACAUGGUGAAUUAUUUGCAUUACGCCAUUUGAUUAAUUUAAGUUCAGAUUUAUUGGAUACACCGGAUUUUUAUUGGGAACGGGAUCAAUUGGAAGUAUUAUAUACACAAACAUGUAAUUAUUUUAGUAUACCAAGGCGAACAAAGGUAAUGAAUGAAAAAUUGAACCAUUGUUUUGAAUUAAUUGAAUUGUUAUCGUCACAUUUAAGUGAUAAACAUCAUACGCGAUUGGAGUGGAUGAUAAUUAUAUUAAUUAUGGUUGAAGUUGUAUUCGAAACAGUACAUUAUGCUGAACGAUAUUUACAUUAAGUUUGAAUCACACUGUAAAAGAUUUUUUGACAUAUAACUUUUAUAAAAAGUGAUUUUUUGAUCAAUCAAUAAGGUAAAGACUGUCACAUUUUAUAUAAUUGAGGUUUGAUGAAUAAACUUAAAAAAUUCGAAUUUAUUUGGAGUUUUUAUAUAAAAAUACUAGAUGUAUUUCUAUUAUUUGCUAUAAAGUUCAUUGUUAGUGACCCAUACAAGGUCCGAAAGUUGAUUAACAAGUUUCUAUAAACAAAAUUGAGAAAAAAAUGAUGUUUCACAGAUUUCACUUCAAGCACUGUUACGUUUAGCUUAUAAUUUUCCAAAAAUGUUUUAGUUUUAAAUGUUUUUAUUUCUAAAAACUUUCCGUAUUUAAUGUUUAAGUGUUAACUUAAACCAAAUUUUAGAAUUUCCGGUCAAAAAGUCUGACUCGCUUGAUAAACUUACAAGCUAAAUAGUUCGAUAGGAAUCAGCGUAUGAGUACAAACAACUAUUCUACCUCAAUUUUUUUCGAAGUGAUCGGGAAAUUUUUAAGCAAUAUUCCUGAAUCAAAUUGCGAAAGUUUGUAUCAUCAGUAGGACAAUUUAAAGAAAAUCGUAUAAAAAGUUGAGGUGGAAUAGUUGUUUGCGGUGAUUCCUACUGAACUAAAAGUAUUUGCUAAGUUUUUUUCAUCCAAUCCUAAGGUUUUUUAUACUGCAUAAAGGUCUUUUACAAUGAAAACAGCCUUAUCUUGUAAUGUACUUUUAGAAUUUAGAUAGACGAUAAAAUAAAUAUUACCGUGUUUUUUUUUU